Messenger RNA from Cadophora gregata, 489 nucleotides. RefSeq lists its product as uncharacterized. The transcript has 2 exons. Gene Ontology annotation, cellular component: membrane. NCBI's taxonomy places the organism in Eukaryota, Fungi, Ascomycota, Leotiomycetes, Helotiales, Ploettnerulaceae. Bases 1 to 489 code for a protein of 162 amino acids. The record is from RefSeq and is a predicted model, not a curated record.
AUGGUCUUGUCAAACGUCCUCUCCCUCUGCCUUCGCAUUGGCGAGCUGGCAUUCUCAGCCGUCGUCGCCGGCCUCAACGGUGAAUACCUCCACAACACCCGCCACUCCUCCGCCGGAUCCCGCAAGCGCUUCAUCUACGUGGAAGUCAUCGCAGCCCUCGGCAUUCUCUUCAGCCUACUCUUCCUCCUCCCCUUCGCCACAUCCUUCCUUCACUGGCCAGUCGAUCUUCUCCUGUUCAUCGGCUUUAUGGUUGCGUUUGGCUUGCUGGCCCACUAUGAUAAACAGUGCGGUAGCGUGUGGAAUUGGCGUGGGAUCACAAAUGGAGGCGCUUGUGAUAAGUUUAAGGCUACCAUUGCUUUCUUGUUCUUGGCAUCUAUCUUCUUCUUGGCCAGUGCGAUUCUGGGAUGGUGGGUUAGCCGGAAACGGACGAAGACGGCGCAUGUGGAUGCUGCCCACCACGGGAGACGCAAGUGGUAUCGUCGCUAUUAG